Molecule: messenger RNA, 6684 nt
Organism: Columba livia (rock pigeon)
Lineage: Eukaryota; Metazoa; Chordata; Aves; Columbiformes; Columbidae
Gene: PTGFRN
Product: prostaglandin F2 receptor inhibitor
Exons: 9
Coding region: 3-3197 (1064 amino acids)
Cellular component (GO): membrane
Source: RefSeq, a predicted model, not a curated record
AGAUGGGGCAAAAGCGGCGCCGUGGCGGCCCCCCCACCCCCGCAGGGCCCAGCAACCGUUCCCCAGGGCACCCCCGUUGCCGGCAACGGGGCGCCCCGCAGGGGGACCCCCCGGCGAGCCCUCCCAACGCCCGGGCACCGGGGAUCCCCGGGCCACGUGUGCGAAGCAGCCCCAGGAGGCCGAAAGCGCGGCGCGGCCCACCGAGCGGGGUGCUCCCCGCUCCACGGCUGGCGGGCCGGUGGCGGCCGCUCUCCUCCCCUUUACGGGGGUGGGGGCCGGGCCAGGCCGGACCCCCGCGCCGCCCCCACUACCUGCGGGCGGGGGCGCGCGGGGGCGGGCGCUGGGGAAAGUUUGUCUCUGUGGUUGGCUGCGCCGCGCGGCGCGGCUGGUCGGGGCGGGCGGCUCCGUUGCGCUCGCAGGGCAGCGGGGAGGCGAGCGGCCGGCCGGGGAGCGCGCUGCUGCCGGUCUCCGGGCGAGGCGAGCGUGUGCACCGCCGAUCCCCCUCGCGAAGGGAGAGGUACCUGCGCAGCCCUGCCAGCAUGGGGCACCGCGGGGAGAGGGCGUCCUGCCUGCCUCUCCUUCUCCUUCUGCUGCUGCUCGGUUUCUGCAGAGGGCGUGUUGUGAGGGUGCCCAAAGGCCCUCUUAUUCGAGUCGUGGGCACAGAGGUGGUGAUCCCUUGCAGCGUUAGCGACUACGAUGGACCCAGCGAACAGAACUUUGACUGGGAGUUCUCCCGGGAGACUGACUUCUUGCGGAUAGUGAGUACCUGGGAUUCUACAUUCACCUCUGAGGAGUACCAAAAACGCGUGGGCCACGGGGAUAUCAAACUGAGACGGAGCAGCAACGAUGCUGUGGAACUUGUGAUUAGAAACAUCCAGCCAACUGACCAAGGGAGAUACAAAUGCUCCACGCCCAGCACUGAUGCCACCGUUCAGGGAAAUUAUGAUGCAGAGGUCCAAGUGAAAGUGAUUUCCGAUGGCUUAACGGUGAGUGGCUCCAAAGCACGUUCCUCAAUGUCUCUCAGGCUGUCUGAGGGUGACUCCUUCAAGUUGCGCUGCUCAGCAAUUACCACCUCACCGGAGCACACUCACCUGCAUGUGACUUGGCAGAUCAAAAGUGGAUCGACUUGGCGGGACAUCCUAUCUUUGACUCAUGAGGGCAAAUUCCAGCCAGGUCCAGGCUAUGAGGAGCGCUACCGUAAUGGAGAUAUCCGUUUGGACACAGGAGCAAAUGACACGUAUCGGUUAUCUGUAUCCCAGGCCUCAUCAGUGGAUGGGGGUGCCUACAGGUGUCUUGUGAGCGAGUGGGUGAGAGGAGCAGAUAGCUCAUGGCAGAAGAUUCAGGAGAAGAGCGUGGAGAUCGCAAGUGUGGCAAUCCAACGGACUGCUCUAGAUGUGGUCAUCUCAACAAGCAAUGUGUCUGUGACCGAAAGAGACUCCCUGGAUCUUACAUGCAACAUCACAACAGACAGGAGUGGUAUUUUCCAAGCAGAGGUGAUAUGGUAUUUUUCUGCAUCACCUGAUGAUACCUUGUCAGAUGCUCAGGUUUUGCUGAGCAUGGACCAUGAUUCUGUUGUCAGUGAUUCAACUCUCAUCAGUCUGAGCCAUGUAGAUAGGAAUUCCUAUCGCCUGUUGGUACGUGAUGUGGAUGUAGAAGACUCUGGCUACUACUUCUGCCAAGCAGCUGUCUGGGUACCACUGCACAACGGGAGCUGGCAUAAGGUGGUGGAGAGGACAUCUGCGCCAGUCAGUGUGAUGGUGACAGCAUUAGAGCCAGACUAUGAAGUGUUUCUGAAUGCCUCUAAAACACCCAAGUUUUCAGAUGACCCCACAGAGCUCGACUGCAGGAUCAUAAACUCACAGGACACCGAAGCAAACAUCCGCUUCACUGUUUCGUGGUACUACAGGCAGCGCCUGCAUAGUGAUGAUGUGGUGACAGAGGAACUCCUGGCCACGAUGGAUGCAGACUGGACUCUGCUGCCCGGGGACAGGAGCAGAGAGCGGACUCAGAAUGGGGAAAUAAUCUUCUUUAAAAAGGCUGUUGACACCUUCAGUUUACGAAUACAGUGGACUUCAGAAAAUGACAGAGGGGAUUAUUUCUGUGUCAUCUCUGCAUGGAGUAGGCACCGCAACAACACCUGGGUGAAAAGCAAAGAUAUGACUUCUGCACCUGUCAGCAUUUCCUGGGCUACACAAGAUUACACACUUACAGUGGAGGCGGUGAAAUUGAAGCCAUUCUUUGUAGCAGGCCACACCUUUGAGAUGACGUGCAAAGUGUCUUCAAAAAACAUCAAGACGCCACGCUAUUCUGUCCUCAUUACAGCAGAGAAGCCACUGACGGAUCAGUCUAAUCCCAAUGGAACCACUCGCAUAAUCUCCUUGAACCAGGAUUCAGUAGUGCGGCUGGAAGACUGGACGGACCAGACUCGUGUGGAUGGCGUGGUUCUGGAGAAGGUCCAGGAGAAUGAGUUCCGCUACAGGAUGUAUCAGACCCAGAUUUCUGAUGCUGGGCUGUAUCGCUGCGUGGUGACUGCCUGGUCUCCAGGUGGUGGUGGCAUGUGGCGUGAAGCAGUGAAUGGCUUAUCCAACCCUAUCCAGAUAGACUUCCAGACUUCAGGUCCUGUUUUUAAUGUCUCCGUGCAUUCUGACAACCCGACGAUUUACCAGGGUGAACUGGCAGAUUUGCUGUGUAUCGUCACAACAGAAGGAAUGGCACUUGAUUCAGAUGAUAUGUCCUUUGAUGUCUCCUGGUUUGCUGUGCGCUCCUUUGCGUUGGACAGAGAGCCCGUCUGGCUGGCCUCACUGGACCGAAAAGGGAUCGUGACGCAGAGCAGGAGAAACGGGAGCAGCGAUCUCAGCCUGGAGAGAAUCAGCCCACUGGAAUUCCGGCUCCGCGUGCAUGGCUGUGAAGACCAUGACUUUGGGAACCACUACUGUGUAGUGACCCCGUGGGUGCGAUCUGCCACUGGCGUGUGGCAGCGGGAACCUGACAUCAAAGCCAAACCUAUCUUUCUAUCUGUGAAAAUGGAUGUUCUGAAUGCUUUCAAGUAUCCCCUGUUGAUUGGCAUCGGCCUGGCCACUGUCAUUGGACUCUUAUCCUGCCUCAUUGGCUACUGCACCUCUCGUUGGUGCUGCAAGAAGGAAGUGCAGGAAACAAGACGAGAGCGUCGCCGGCUGAUGUCGAUGGAGAUGGACUGAGCAUGAGAGCUGGACACACUUGCAUUUCAGGAGAGACUCACAGGGCUCUUGGACUGUGCUGAGACACUCACUCGCAGGCCCAGACAAGACAAUGCAUUUCCUCUCUGAUUUCAGCCUGGACCUCAAGCUUCUCCUUGUUACACAUCAUGUCCUGAGAACAUUCAGGCCGUAUUUAGCAACUCGGAGUUCUCCUUUUCCAGCAGCACUUUCUGCAUAGGGAUCAUGUCCUUUUAAUGUGCAAACUGUUGAGCCUUCUUUCAGCAGGGCCCUGUGACAAAAUUCACUAAGUUUUUUUGUUUGUGUUUUGUUCUGUUUUUCUUGUUUAGUGUUCCCCCGCCUUGGUUUUGCAAAGAUAUCCCUGUAUGAAAGCAUGAUGGGCAGGGCAGUGGGUGUGAAAAAGGGGCUGGUAGAAGUGUUAGACUAUCAUUGUAUUAAGCAGUCUACUUUUCCCCUCUACCCCCAACACACCAUCCAGUUCCCUUUGUCCACCUUGGUAUCUCUCAGACUUCUCCGUGUUGAGUUGAAGGCUGGAGAAGGUUCCUCUGCUGCUGCCUCAGAAGGCUGUUCCAAUAAAUGAUUGGUUUUAUGAUUGUCAGCAUGCCUUCCCUUCCCUGGCUUUCGAAAGGUUUGCAGUUAACCACAAAACAUAUUUUGCCUGGAGGUCUUUGAGACGCUUUUAAAAUACUUUUAAAAAUUUUAUUUUCAGUGCUCAAAGCUCUUAGCUGUGGUGAACAGGGGCUAACUUGGCAACCUUGAAGAGUCAGUCCUCAGGCAAGCAUUUGUUGGAUGUCUGCUUGUGGCCACCUGCUCCCCACCCACUUUUUCUCCCCACUACAGCUGCUCACGUUGUGCCUGAGACCCUGUUUUGCUUCUGGCAGGAGGGCACAUGGUGUCUAAGGACAAGGGCCAGCCUUUUGCUUGGCUCAACAGAGACCUUGCCCCUCUUAUGAAAGAAAAAAAAAUGAGAUGGAUCUUUGUGUGCAGUUGUCCAAUUAAUCAUAUUUAGAGAAGGCUUGUAAACUAUGUAUUACCAAAUGCACAGACCAGACUCCAGUGCUACUUCUUCCAGUCACUCAGUGGUUAAGCCUUGAACCUGUGAGCAGUCUGAGAUCUGCAGCAGCUGAACUGCAGCUCAGGGUGGGAAUAGGAUCAAGCCCAAGAAGGCUGCAAGAAUCCCUCAGGUUCCAAUGGUCCUGGUCUUGUGCAUGGGCCUGCAGCAGGGCUUUCCCCAAGGGUCUGAGACCUAUUCCUAGGUGCUAGAGUAUAGAAGUCCUGCUUUGGUCUUCCACAUACACUGACCUGGCUCCUGAGUAGGAGCAGCUCCUUUCCCAGUUCUGUCUUCUCAGCACAGCUGGUGUUUUAAGCAAUAAAAGUCAGAAUAAAGAUACUGUGUAUAAACAAACAAGGAAGGAGGACUAUACCACAAUCUGACAUCACAGCCAGGGUUUGGCUUGCAUCAAGAAGGGUGAGAAAUGUGGAGUUGAGGCCAGGGCUCAAUCCUUUUCGGAGUUUUUUAAGAUAAAAGACGCUAAAGGAGAGCAUACAUGGAAGGUACUGGCUGUGGUGUGCUGUUGCCAGUCUAGACAUUAGUUAAGUGCUAGACAAUCUGCUUCACUAAUAGCUCAUCCCACUGCACAUUCCAGGGGAGCUGCAGGUGUAGUAUCUGUGCUAUGAAGGCUUCAUUUUACGUAAGUGUUUGUGGAAUCUUCAACUCCACAUUGCAGCUAUUCCAAAAUCCAGGGUGUUUUUGUGGUAGGUUUUCUACAGGUAGGUUGUUGUUUUUUUGUUUGUUUGUUUUGCUUUUUUCCUAUCUUACACUGUGACCUUUGGCUGAUGUGAGGGCUUUUCUGGGAAGGUUGUUCUGCUGCUUGCAUGCAAACACACGUGCAGUCACAAAUGUAUACGUAUGUAUGCAUAGAGAUGUCCGAUGAUUUUUUUUUUUUUUUUUUUUUUUUGGAAGCUGAAUGUGAGACAUCUUCAAAAUUGGCUUGAUUUACAGAGUUGGGGCUUGCAACUUCUUAUUUGACUCUUUAAGAGAUUUAAUGUACUAUUCCUAAAUGGGGACACCCAAAACCAAUAUAAACCUGUGGAAGACUUUGGCUUGAACAUUCGUAGCAACUUUUCUUUCUGGCAUGACGUUUUCCUUUCUGGAAGAGCUCUGAAAAGGCCUGUGUUGCAGGCAGAUGUAGCUGUCUCUGCUGAGGAGCAGGGCAGAAGCAGUCUCUAGUUUCUGCUGUGAAAGCCCAGAAAUCUGUAGCGAUGCUUUCCAAAGGAAGAGAGUUAAGGAAGGGAUUCACUCGGAUAUUACUUCGGCAGCAAGAAUUUUUCUUCCUCUCAUGUCUGUCUGCUGUAGUGAAGUCUUGCUUUCUCUUUGGAUGUUAAGAAACACCAUUCUGAUGUUUGGGAUGCUGCCUGUCCCUCCCAUACUGAUCUAGCAGCUUCUUUCCUGCAUUAACAUCCGCUUUCUUCACAGAAGGCCUGUUGCAUGGGGACAUCUUGGGUAGGGGUGGUAGUGGUGGUGAAGUUUGAAGCACAGCAUCAGUCACUUUCUGUCCUUGCAGACUGACUCCUUGUUUAUGUGCUCUUGGUUAAGUUUUGGAGAGAGAGGAUCAUGACUGUAACGCAAUAAUUAGGGAAUGAAUGAGCAGGGAACUGCCAGCUCUUCCCAAGCACACAACAUAGCACACUUUCUCCCUGCUGGAAAAAACUCAGGGUUAUUUUGGUCAGGGCUCCCUGCUCCUCUAGUGAAAGGUCCCUAUGUCCUUAGCUAAUGCUGACCUUCCUUCAUGGCCUGUAACAAACCAUCUUUGUCAUUCCAAGUGAAGCAAGUUUGCUGCUAGCUUGUACUGCUGCCAGCCCCUUGGAAGGCAAUGCUGCAUCCCCUUCCACCCUGUGUUUGCUGUAGUUGGAAGGCUAGAAGCUGAGGGGCUACACUUAACCCCCAGGUUUCCUUCUACUUGUGCCAAUUUUGUAUUAUCUCCUUUUUUAAAAAAAUAGAGUGGGAAUCUUAUCUCUAAUGAAAAAAAAAAUAUCUAGGUCACUUUUCAUGUUUUUUAUUAUUAUUAUUUCCUGUGUGACCGGGGUUUGUGUGAGUGGAAGUGUAUGUGCAUCUGGUCAUGUAUUAAACCUGCAGAGUAUCAGGAGAGUAAGCUGCCUGAGAUGCAGUGCAAGCAUCUGUAUCCUCCCUGCUGCAACCUGUGGUAUUGUCAAAGUAUCCUAAGGGCUCACGUUGAUCUUCCUGUGUUUGCUUUGCCACAUCUCCUGGUUAAGCUGGUAAAUUCCUCCAGACACUUGGAAUUUCGAUCUAGAACAAGCUUGAACAUCAUAUAGCAGAAAGGCAAGUUAUUUUCUUUCUUUUGUUUUAAUUUCAAAGUUAUAAAAUAAAGUGUUGGGCACAACUCUGGAAUGCAGGUACCGAAUAGUUCUAACAAUGAUGUGUAAAAUAUUUCUUUUUAUGUUUAAAAUAAAGAGCGAGCCUUUUUGAUUA